Messenger RNA from Staurois parvus, 308 nucleotides. The record is from the annotation of a GenBank genome assembly. NCBI's taxonomy places the organism in Eukaryota, Metazoa, Chordata, Amphibia, Anura, Ranidae.
GGAAAGUGUGUCCCAGACUGGAAGGGGGGAAAGUGUCCGGACUGGAAGGGGGUGAAAGUGUCCAGACUGGAAGGGGGGGAAAGUGUCCGGACUGGAAGGGGGGGAAAGUGUCCGGACUGGAAGGGGGUGAAAGUGUCCAGACUGGAAGGGGGGAAAGUGUCCGGACUGGAAGGGGGGGGUGAAAGUGUCCGGACUGGAAGUGUCCGGGGGGGAAAGUGUCCGGACUGGAAGGGGGUGAAAGUGUCCGGACUGGAAGAGGGUGAAAGUGUUCGGACUGGAAGGGGGUGAAGGUGUCCAGACUGGAAGGG